AUGCAUGAUCCAUCUGCCAGGCUAUUCGAGCUUUGUGCUUAUGCCGCCCUUUGUAUCUUUGUCAUUGCCUUUGAUAAUGAUUCUCUGGCUAACUCCCAUGUACAAUCCCUGAGUGCAAUCAGCAGCAAACUUGAUAAAAGAAACAACUUCCAUGCAAAACUGACCUUCCUGCGCACCUCGCCUAGCCAACUCGUACAGCUCCCGUUGAAGACUUUCCGCUCCGGCCACAAGUUCCUGAUGGACUCCGUACCUGUGCAUAGGCUGCUCCAGAAACCCACGCGAGAACGGGCUCUCCUCUCUCUCCCUCGCCUCCCGAUCCCAGCCGCCAGGAGCCCCACCCCACGCGGCGGUCGAUCCGGUGCCGCGCCGGCGAACCGGCCGGCGAUCCGGAGGAGCUCGCGGCCAGGUUGGUGGCCGGGGGCCCCGGCGGCGUCGGCGGACCAAGAGGAGGAGGAGGAGCGGGCCUGGGCGGACCGGGAGGAGGAGGAGGACGCGGGGAGGGGCAAACCGGGAGGAGGAGGAGGACGCGGGGAGGGGGAGGACGCGGGCCUGGGCGCCGUGCCGGUGGUCGUCGCGGUGCUAGCCGAGCCCGGCGCGUCACCGACCACGCUCGUCCAUGCGGCGGCCGCGGCGGGGAGCUUUGCUUGCGGCAUAGAGGAUGGCGCGUGGGCCGUGCUUGCUGUUGGCGCCAUGGGGCACCUUACGCGGCUCCCCGCCCACCCACACGACAAGUCUAUACAUUGGCCACAACCGGAUCCACAGGAAAGAGGUGCUCGAGAUGGAGGACAUCCAGAUUGAGGUGCGAGGUCGAUACCAACGCGGUCCUGGGAGGCGUGCACGAGAUCGAAGGCAGGGAGCUCCGGAAGGCAGAUGGCGGCAUCGCCUCACUCUCUAAAUUUACACUUAUCUAGAAUCCAGUGCUUCAUGACCAUGGCAAUAUUGGCUUGACAAAAACGAUAUAUAAAGUACUCCCUCCGUCCCAAAAUUCUUGUCUUAGAUUUGUCUAGAUACCGAUGUACCUAAUAUUAAAAUGUGACUUGAUGCAUCCGUAUUUAGACAAAUCUAAGACAAGAAUUUUGGGACGGAGGGACUAGUAUCUAUCUUCUUUUCAGUUGUAUGAAUUUGGAACUGAAUUCUAUGGCAUACAGUUGUAUGACGUGCUUUGAUUAUGCUCAAAAUGUUCAUUCCAAUACUUGAUCAGAGUGCAGAUUAUAUAACAACAACCAGGAACUACCAUACAAUCUUCAUAUCACACAUUUCACCUAUGAGUAUGAAGAUCCGUGACAAGCUACAUGCUCAACUGUUGCUUUCUACUCCCUCCGUUCCUAAAUAUUUGUUUUUCUAGAGAUUUCAACAAGUGACUACAUGCGGAGCAAAAUGAGUGAAUCUAUACUCUAAAAUAUGUCUAUAUACAUCCGUAUGUGGUAGUCCAUUUAAAAUCUCUAGAAAGACAAAUUUUUUGGAACGGAGGGAGUAUGAUCUUACUUGAUCAUGUACUUUAUAAAUCUCUGAUGCCAAAUGAGGUGUUAUAUAUUUUUCUAAUAUUAUGCCUCAUUUAGGCAAGAGCAAUCAUGAGGCCUUAUAUGCUUAUCUAUCUCAUCCAUUGAUGAUCUCUUUCGAGGAACAGAAGGACUUCUUGUUCAUUUAGAGAGGAUCAAUCUUUUGAUUUUGGUACUUAAUAAACUAAAUCUUGAGCAUUGGAGGAGGUAGCCCCUGGACUGGUGAAGAUGCAAAUGGGGACACGAGGAGGUUCAUGGUGGUUCCAGGCUCAUCUCUUUGGUGAGCAGCAGUGCGCUACGUUGGACAGUUACCAAGGCUGG
Molecule: messenger RNA, 1820 nt
Organism: Triticum aestivum (bread wheat)
Lineage: Eukaryota; Viridiplantae; Streptophyta; Magnoliopsida; Poales; Poaceae
Exons: 5
Coding region: 1-798 (265 amino acids)
Source: RefSeq, a predicted model, not a curated record